Caenorhabditis remanei is the source of this 543-nucleotide messenger RNA. RefSeq lists its product as uncharacterized. NCBI's taxonomy places the organism in Eukaryota, Metazoa, Nematoda, Chromadorea, Rhabditida, Rhabditidae. Bases 1 to 543 code for a protein of 180 amino acids. The transcript has 4 exons. The record is from RefSeq and is a predicted model, not a curated record.
AUGUUUCAACGAAUCAUCUCACUGCUACUAUUGCUGUAUGCAUGUAAGUCAGUAGAUGCUUACAUGUGUCACAAGUGUGCAAGUACUGAUGCAGUUUGGAACUGGGUGAAAUAUGGAUUACCAGUUAAUCAAGGGGACUCUAUUGUGAGUGAUGACAAGUGUCUUGUGGAGAGUAAGCUGAAAAAAGAUGGAGAUGCCUGUGCUGGAUACUGCAUGACUAUUAACAUUACGAGAACUGAUGAGGAGAACAAGGGGAAGACUAUUUCCAUCGUCCGUGAUUGUCAACCUCGUACACGAAACCUUCCGGAACUGACAGAAGAAGACGCCCCACUGUGCACUUCCUACGAAAAAGUGGUGAACCGCCGAAAUGUGAACAUCACCACAUGUUACUGCCGCGGUCACUAUUGCAAUGGACUCGGAUUCGCUGAAGCGACACGACAUUCGAAAGCACUCGAACUUCCGCAAAACUCUAUCGAGCCAAAAGAAUCUUCUAACUUUCCGUGGUUCCUUAUCCAUCUUGCACUGAUUUCUUUUUUAUCCUAA